Molecule: messenger RNA, 1539 nt
Organism: Arabidopsis lyrata subsp. lyrata
Lineage: Eukaryota; Viridiplantae; Streptophyta; Magnoliopsida; Brassicales; Brassicaceae
Product: endoplasmic reticulum-Golgi intermediate compartment protein 3
Exons: 12
Coding region: 168-1232 (354 amino acids)
Cellular component (GO): COPII-coated ER to Golgi transport vesicle; endoplasmic reticulum
Source: RefSeq, a predicted model, not a curated record
AAAGAAGAAGGCUUUUGUUUGUCUCUCUUCCCGGAGAUCUCUCUUUCUCUUCUCCAUCCUUGUUCUCUCGGCGCGCGCUUCAUCCUCAUCACCUUCGAAUUCGAGUCCUUUGGAAUUUCGAUUCGUUUAGUUUUCGAAGUAUUUAAGUUUCGAGGGUAGUUGCUAGGAUGGGUGUGAAGCAGGCUCUAAGGAGCAUCGAUGCGUUUCCAAGAGCAGAGGAUCAUUUGCUGCAGAAGACACAAUCUGGUGCAGUUGUAUCUAUUGUUGGACUUCUUAUAAUGGCUACUUUGUUCUUGCACGAGCUGAGUUAUUAUCUUAACACACUUACAGUGCACCAGAUGUCUGUGGACUUAAAGCGUGGAGAAACUCUUCCAAUUCAUGUAAAUAUGACGUUUCCAUCUUUGCCUUGUGAUGUAUUGAGCGUAGAUGCUAUCGACAUGUCAGGGAAGCAUGAAGUGGAUCUUGAUACAAACAUUUGGAAGCUCCGUCUCAACAGUCAUGGUCAUAUCAUUGGCACAGAAUAUAUAUCUGAUCUUGUUGAAAAGGGGCAUGAGCAUGGCCACUCACCUCACAAACAUGAUGGCAAAGAAGAACACAAGAAUGAGACUGAAACCGAAGCAUUGAAUAUUCUUGGCUUUGAUCAAGCUGCUGAGACUAUGAUUAAAAAGGUGAAGCAAGCAUUGGCAGAUGGAGAAGGAUGUCGGGUUUAUGGUGUCCUAGAUGUACAACGGGUUGCUGGAAACUUCCAUAUUUCAGUUCACGGGCUGAACAUCUAUGUUGCUCAGAUGAUAUUUGGCGGGUCCAAAAAUGUAAACGUGAGCCAUAUGAUUCAUGAUCUAUCCUUUGGGCCGAAAUACCCCGGAAUUCACAACCCACUUGAUGACACCAACCGAAUACUGCAUGACACCAGUGGAACAUUCAAAUACUAUAUUAAGAUUGUUCCCACGGAAUAUAGAUAUCUUUCAAAAGACGUACUGUCAACAAAUCAGUACUCUGUAACUGAAUAUUACACGCCAAUGACUGAAUUCGACCGAACAUGGCCAGCUGUCUACUUCUUAUAUGAUCUUUCACCUAUCACUGUAACCAUCAAGGAAGAACGCCGUAGUUUUCUCCACUUAAUCACUCGGCUUUGCGCUGUAUUAGGCGGUACCUUUGCUUUGACAGGAAUGUUAGAUCGUUGGAUGUUCCGCUUGAUUGAAUCUUUCAACAAGAAGUCGAGUACCAGAGCAUAAACUAGUUGAAGAAACAGAGACAAAACAAAGAAGAAAAAAAAAACCAAGGAAGGAAGAACAAUCUCUCAAACUCCAAAACUUGUAUCUGCCUUCUUGAGACAACCACCCACCAGAGAUUCCAGGAUUGAUGAUUACACAUUCAUUACUCAGAAACUCUAGAAUCCAUGGAUAUAGUGUUUUUGCAUCUUCUCAGUCUUUUUUUUUUCCUCUCUUAUGUAUUUACUCUGAUUAUCUCUGGUUAAACUAGUAGAGUUAAUUUGUAAUUUUAUUCACCUUGCUUCCUGAGAUUUUAACAUUUUUGCAUCUU